Molecule: messenger RNA, 3026 nt
Organism: Nothoprocta perdicaria
Lineage: Eukaryota; Metazoa; Chordata; Aves; Tinamiformes; Tinamidae
Gene: UBAC2
Product: UBA domain containing 2
Exons: 9
Coding region: 24-1058 (344 amino acids)
Molecular function (GO): serine-type endopeptidase activity; protein binding
Source: RefSeq, a predicted model, not a curated record
UCGCCAGCGGCCGCCGCGCCGCCAUGUUCACCAGCACCGGCUCCAACGGGCUCUAUAAAGCACCUUUGUCGAAGAGUCUUUUGCUAGUCCCAAGUGCCAUCUCAGUUCUAUUGACUCUACUCUUCCAACAUUAUCAGAAGUUCUUUGCAUAUAACCUACAAGCUAUAAAGGAGGAUUUUCAGAUUUGGAGACUUCUAUGUGGGAGAACAGUAUGCCUUGAUCUGAAAGACACAUUCUGCAGCAGUCUGCUCAUUUAUAACUUUAGAAUAUUUGAAAGAAGAUAUGGCAGCAGAAAAUUUUCAUCAUUUUUGCUGGGUGCCUGGAUGCUCUCAGCUCUGUUUGACCUUCUCCUUGUGGAACUUGCUCAGUAUAUACUUGGCUUCACCAUCAACAGCUUGCCUUCUGGUUUUUUGGGUCCUGUGUUUGCUUUGUUUGUACCGUUUUACUGCUCCAUUCCAAGAGUGCAGGUGACACAAGUAUUAGGCUACUUUUCUAUCACAAACAAGACACUGGUCUAUAUCCUGGGUUUACAGCUCUUAACCUCUGGUUCCUACAUCUGGAUUUUAGCCUUAAGUGGAUUGAUUUCGGGGAUUUGCUACAAUAGUAGUAUAUUAAAAGUUCAUCAAAUUCUUUGUGUACCCAGCUGGGUAGCAAAGGUAUUUUCUUGGACUCUCGAACCGAUCUUCUCAUCUGCGGAACCCACAAGCGAGAUCCGAGUGGGAAUGGGAGCAACAGUGGACAUCCAGAGACAGCAGCGGAUGGAAUUAUUAGAUCGUCAGAUCAUGAUGUCUCAGGUCGCACAGAUGCGACGGCAAAGGCAACAGCAGGGUGGGAUGAUUAACUGGAACAGACUGUUUCCUCCUUURCGUCAUAGACAUAAUGCAAAUUACCAAGAUCAUCGCCCGUCUGAUCAAGAAACACCUCCACCUACAGAGGUUUCUGAAGAGCAGGUUGCACGACUCAUGGAGAUGGGAUUUUCCAGGGGAGACGCCCUAGAAGCUCUGCGGGCCUCCAAUAAUGACUUAAACGUAGCCACCAACUUUCUGCUGCAGCACUGAGGGCUUCCGCGCGGCGGAGCUGGGCUCGGCUCAGUGGCGGGAGCCCCGGAGCCGCCUGUUCCUGCGGGGAGCGCGGGCGCCGUCCCGGUCCCGCAGGCAGCCGGGAGGACGCCGGGCGGCGGCGGCCGUGAGCGCAUCCGUGCCCGAGCCGUCACGGCCGGUGCUGUGCUCUGUCUCCCCUUUGCAGAUAACCAGGGUUUCUACUUACUACUGGAUGUCAUCUACAUUUAUUUAAAGAAAAAAAAGGUGGUUUUUUUUCCUUGUGAAUCAUUGUUAGACAUGUUGUCAGGCUUAAUGACUUGGGAAAGAAGCUACAACAGCUACAAAAAGCUACGUUUAUCUGCCAACAAAAAUCAUAUUUUCUUCAUUUACCGGUUUAAUUCCUCCAGCUUACAUGUUAUUUUUACAGUACUUGAUUUUUGGUUACAGUAAUAAGGUGUUUAAAGAUCACUUCCUUUCCGACUCAGUGCAGGGUUAUGGGAAUAUUAUGUCUUUCUUCAGAAAGCUUUAUUAAUGCCUGUAAUGUUUUAUUUCUUGAGUACCUUUUUAAAUAAAAGUUGUCAUUCAGCACAUAACACACACAUAGGAUAAGAGACRUUUUAUAUGCAUACUGCCAGCUGUGGUAAGCGGCCACUGUAAAUAUGGAUCUUACAAACUGAGUAGAUGGCCCUUCAGUUGCAGGGCAUGAAGGUCUUCACUGGAAGCAAUAAAGGUGAUUGAAUGAUACAGUGAGAUCAGAACUGAGAGCAUUUGAGUGACUUCCAUGGCUGAGUCCAACAUUUCCAUAACAUAAUUGAUGUAAGCUCAGUGUCCUAUGCGCUGCUUUCUUUUUUGGACCUGGCUACCUGCUGUCUUAUAGAAAACCAGAAAAAAAGCUAACUUUUCUAUAUAAUUCUAGUUUUCUACUGUCAAACGUGUGGAUGUCCCUGCAUUUGUUGAAUCCUCACUGUCGGAAGCAACGCUUAACUGCUGAUCACAGACUGGAAUAUUAACCUGGAGAGAGUUUUAUUCAGGCUAACACGGGAGCCGCUUGCAGGAGCCCAGCAACRAUCCCCUCACCAGGGCCCAGCUUAGCAGUCUGGCGAGGAGGGAAGAGGAAUCUCUGGAGAAUGAAGCUGAAGUGAUGGGACAUUCCAGACUGCAACCCCCUGACGAAAUGGAUCUGCCCCUUAAGCCUUUCAUGUAUGUUUGUGUCCCUGUCCCUUAGUGUGUGUAGUGGGCUCUCCGYGUCCGUGCACACACACACACGUGCUUCCUGCACGCGGACACUGAGAGCACCGUGUGAGUCGGUGAGGAGCGAAGGCAGCGGCGGGUGCUGAAGAAGGAAGGUGGUGUAAGAGUGCCAGAGCAGAGAAGAAUGUUUUGGAGAUCCAAAUCACCAAAGUACCUGUUUGUGCAGUCUUACUGUGGUCUGGAAGAUGAACCKGGAAAUUACAGGACAGGGAGAUCUGGGGUGGGAUAGAUUGGCUGGUGAAAAUGGAAGAAAUUUUUCAGGUGGACUCGCAUCCUCCCCCAGAAACGGCAUCAGAUGCUGUCAUCUGCAGGCACAUGACAUCCCUUGAUCGUGAAAUCAGUGUACUGUGGGUUUGCUUUAAUAUUUCCUGGUAAGCGAAUAGCAGAAACUGCUUGGGAUGAGUGUGUGUGUCCCUGGGCUUUGAGCAGCCUGCUCCUGGUUCGGCCUGCUCCCGGGUAGUGUUGUGGAGGCAGGGUCUGCUUUGGGAGGGCAACGUUUUGCUCCUGGGAGGCCGAGUAGCGCUUCUUCUGUGCGAGUCAGGGGCAUUUCUGUUCCUGCACAGCUCUGGAAACUGGUUGGCAUAGGAAGGACUAAUGUAAGAAUCUCUUCUAAAGGAAAAACCCAGGAGUUUGUAUGUGCAAAUCAGCUCAAUGUUCUGAAACAGCUCCAGAUUCUGCUUUGGAAAUUUGCAGACUGUUCCUGCACUACUCCUUUAUAACAGGUGACUAUGAAGG